Messenger RNA from Zingiber officinale, 1787 nucleotides. Its product is annotated as protein DETOXIFICATION 20-like. NCBI's taxonomy places the organism in Eukaryota, Viridiplantae, Streptophyta, Magnoliopsida, Zingiberales, Zingiberaceae. Gene Ontology annotation, biological process: xenobiotic detoxification by transmembrane export across the plasma membrane. Gene Ontology annotation, molecular function: antiporter activity; xenobiotic transmembrane transporter activity. The record is from RefSeq and is a predicted model, not a curated record. Gene Ontology annotation, cellular component: membrane. The coding region runs from base 24 to 1466 and encodes 480 amino acids. The transcript is spliced from 8 exons.
GUAGAACAAUUAAGAUUAAAGUGAUGGAGAGUGCACCGGUAGAGGAGGUUGCAGGAGGAGAAAGUUUAGUUAGUCAGGUGUUGGAAGAAUCAAAGAAGUUGUGGAGGAUCGGAGGACCGGCCGUGAUCAUUAGGCUCUCAACCUUUGGUAGCUUUAUUGUGACUCAAUCAUAUAUAGGCUAUUGCGGCGAGACCGAGCUCGCCUCCUAUGCUCUUGUUUUAUCGCUCGUCGUCCGACUUUGCCAUGGAAUUAUGGUGGGAAUGAGCAGUGCUACAGAGACACUGUGCGGUCAAGCGUUUGGAGCUAAGAAAUACCAAGCAAUGGGCGUCUACCUCCAGCGGUCGUGGUUAGUCUUCGGCGCCGUGGCCACCCUGCUCCUCCCCCUCUUCGUCUGCGCCUCUCCGUUCUUCAAAGCGCUGGGACAGACCCACGAGCUCUCCGAUGCCGCCCGCCCCAUCGCCCUCAUGUUCAUCCCCUACCACUACGCCAGCGUCUUCUUCAUUUCCAUGCAGAUGUUCCUGCAAUCCCAGCUCAAGAACUUCGUCAUCGCACUGCUGGCCCUGCCCUCCUUCCUCCUCCACAUGUUGCUCUCCUGGAUCGCCGUUGUCAAGCUCAAUUGGGGAGUCGCCGGAGCUGCAGCCUCGCUGAACGCCUACGGCUGGAUAAUGGUCCUCGGCGAGUUCAUCUACGUGGGCGGCGGCUGGUGCUCGCUGACCUGGACGGGCUUCAGCAGGGAAGCCUUCCGCGAGCUGCUGCCGGUGCUCAAGCUCUCCGUGUCUUCUGGCAUAAUGAUCUGUUUGCAAGUAUGGAACAACGCCGCCGUCGUGUUCUUGGCAGGGUACAUGAAAAACGCCAAGACUUCCCUCGCCGCUUUGUCUAUUUGCAUUAAUAUCUCCACAUGGGCGCUGAUGAUGAUGCUGGGCUUGUUGACCGCCACAGGCGUUCGCGUAUCGAACGAGCUCGGCAAGGGGAGUGCUAAAUCUGCCAAGUUCGCCAUCAAGGUAGCGACGCUGAACUCGUUGAUCGUCGGCUGCUUCUUCCUCGUUCUGUUUCUCAUCAUCGGCAAGAGAGUCUCUUACCUCUUCACCGACAGCGAGGAGGUGGCAAAGUACGUGUCCAGCAUGCACCUUCUGCUGGUGCUCUCUGUUCUGCCCUGCAUUUUUCAGCCAAUACUUUCAGGUGCAGCGAUCGGUGCUGGCUAUCAAAGUGCCGUGGCUUAUGUGAACUUAGUGUGCUUCUACAUCAUCGGCUUCCCUUUGGGGAUCAUUCUCGGAUGCAAGACCGACUUGCAUGUCAAGGGCAUUUGGAUUGGAACUCUGUGCGGGUCAGCAGUGCAAAUACUCAUACUUAUCAGAAUGACUAUCAAAACUGAUUGGGAGCAACAGGUGGAGAUUGCAAAAGCAAGGUUAAGCAGGUGGCAAGUGCCGUCAUCACAAGCUGAAGAAAGUAAUGAUCAGAUGAUAUAGGCCCCAGGGUUUAAUUGGAAGAAGAGUAUCACUAUUUGAUGUAAAUAUUGAAGUAGAAUAUAUAAUAGAUACUCUAAGUUAUUAUUUUUGAGGCAAACAUAAAAAGAUCAUCUGGCAUUUAACAAAACCAUAGCUAUUACUUUUAUCAUGAGAAUACUCUUACUUUCUAUAUUAUUAUAGCUAGGUUAUUACAAUGUGUAAUGGUUAUCCCCAUAACUAUCACAUCGUAUGUGAUACGGUGUAUGAUAGAGGAGUCGUCGGAAGUCAAGUCAAUGUGACAGUCAGAAGUUAAGCCCACGAGGCGAUCAGAAGUCAAGUCCA